Messenger RNA from Megalops cyprinoides (Indo-Pacific tarpon), 3811 nucleotides. It is a transcript of the gene zmiz1a, whose product is annotated as zinc finger, MIZ-type containing 1a. The coding region runs from base 552 to 3788 and encodes 1078 amino acids. NCBI's taxonomy places the organism in Eukaryota, Metazoa, Chordata, Actinopteri, Elopiformes, Megalopidae. The transcript is spliced from 25 exons. The record is from RefSeq and is a predicted model, not a curated record. Gene Ontology annotation, biological process: protein sumoylation; regulation of transcription by RNA polymerase II. Gene Ontology annotation, molecular function: zinc ion binding; SUMO ligase activity.
UCCGGUAAUAGAAUAGCCAAUGUAAUAUGACACUUCAACUUGCUUGUUGAUUCAGUCACUCAUCCCCUGACGUUAAGCUCUGCUUAAGUGUUUGUGGAGAGAAAGGGGAAGACAUUAAAACACUGUCUGAAAAUAAAGAGGAUUUCCUGGCUCCGUGGCUUACUUGGGUCGGAUCCUAAAUUAACCCUUUCUGGCACAGGACGCAGCAAGGGGGUGGGGGUCUCCACAGGCCAUGUGACCAGAGGGGGAGGCAGGGCCGCUGCCUGAUUGGACUCUUGGAUCACACUGCAUGCAGGAAAAACCUAUGUUCCACGAGGAAGUAAACAUCCUUUUACCUUGUACAAGGAAGACCCCCACAGGAACAUCCACAGCUUCUGGGGCAUGACAACUUCCCCAUUCGGCCGGCUAUCGAGAGGGCUCAUCGCACUCCUACUGUCCGAUGGAACGAUAGAUCCAACCCGAGGCCUAUCCUGAUAAAGCUGUUACACUUUCAGGAUAAGAUUCGGGACCGUUCAUGGCUUUCAGGUAAAGGACGAGGAGGCGCAAUCACCAUGAACUCUCUACCAUCAAUGAACAGGCACAUACAGCAGACCAAUGACAGGCUGCAGUGCAUCAAACAGCACUUAACAAACCCGACAAACUUCCAGACGGCGGCGACGGAGCUCCUAGACUGGUGUGGGGACCCGCGGGCGUUCCAGCGACCCUUUGAACAGAGCCUGAUGGGGUGCCUGACGGUGGUGAGCCGUGUUGCUGCGCAGCAGGGAUUCAACCUGGACCUGGGGUACCGGCUCCUGGCCGUAUGUGCCGCCAACCGGGACAAGUUCACCCCAAAAUCAGCAGCCCUCCUGCCAUUGUGGUGUGAGGAGCUGGGGCGCCUCCUCCUCCUCCGGCACCAGAAGAGCCGUCAGGGUGACGCCCCGGUAAAGCUGGCCAUGCAGAUGCCCCUGGGCCCCAUGAAGCCCACCCUUCCACAUGGGUCAGUGCAGAAACCACACCCUCCACUCCGCUGCAGGGAUGGGCCCUUCCCCUACGACUCUGUCCCCUGGCAACAAAACACCAGUCAGCCCCCAGGGUCCCUGUCUGUGGUGACCACAGUAUGGGGCGUCACCAACACAUCGCAAAGCCAGGUCCUAGGCAACCCAAUGGUGAACAGCAAUCCCAUGAACCCCGGUGGCAACCCCAUGGCUCCAGGCAUGUCUGGGAACAACCCCGGGAUCAUCUCACCUCAGUUCUCUGGCCAGCAGCAGCAGUACCCCACCAAAUCCAGCUCCAGCCAGCCCUACGUGCAGGCGGGGGUGUAUGGGCGGGGCGGCUACCCGGGAGGGGGAUUCAGUGGGAGCUACCCGGGAGGUCCGAAUGCCCCUGGUGGUAUGGGAAUGCCCCCACACACGCGCCCUCCUGCCGACUUCACCCAGCCUGCCGCUGCUGCUGCCGCCGCGGCUGUUGCUGCCGCUGCUGCCACAGCAACUGCCACAGCCACUGCCACGGUCGCUGCCCUGCACGAGACACAGAACAAGGACAUGAACCAGUAUGGUCCGAUGUGUUCCUCUUUCCAGAUGGGCCCAACCCAGGCCUACAACAGCCAGUUCCUGAACCAGCCAGGCCCCCGCAGCCCCCCCUCCAUGCAGCCCGACAUGAGCAUGAGCCCUGUGGGGAUGGGCGGGGGAAUGGGUGGGGUUAUGGGCGGGGGUAUGAAUGCCUCUGGCAUGAGCGGGCCGCCCAUGAGCAUGAGCCAGCCCAGAGCCCAGGGCAUGAGCCCCUUCGGCGGCCAUGGCCAGCGCAUGCCCCAGCAGGGAUACCCCGGGCCCAGGUCCCAGGUGCUCCCCAUGCAGGCCAUGAAGAGGCCCUACUCAGGGGAGUGUAAUUAUGGAAACCACCAGUAUGGACCAAAUAGCCAGUACCCCACCCAUCAGGGGCAAUACCCCACCCCCAGCCAGAGCAGGCCACUACGGUCCCCCAGCUAUCCUGCGCAGAGGAUUCAGGGCCAACAGGGCCCUGGGCAGUACCCUCCUCCAGGGGUGGGCAUGGGGCCCUAUUACAAACAAGAGCCAUUUAAUGGACUGAGUGGAUAUACUUACAACCAGGGAAGUGUCAAUGGGCCCCCUCGGCCUGUAGGUAACUACCCCCAAUCUCCGGUACCGGGCAACCCCACUCCUCCCAUGACCCCAGUGAGUAGUGUACAUCCGUACUUGUCCCCAAACCAGGAUGUGAAGCCACCCUUUCACACAGAAAUGAAACCAAAUAUCGCUGCUGUCCCCCCUCCCCUGACCAAUCCCAACGAAGAGCUGCGGCUGACAUUCCCGGUCAGAGACGGAGUCGUCCUGCAGCCCUUCCGCCUGGAGCACAACCUGGCCGUCAGCAACCAUGUCUUCCACCUGCGCCCAUCUGUACACCAGACUCUCAUGUGGAGGUCAGACCUGGAGCUGCAGUUUAAGUGCUACCACCAUGAGGACCGGCAGAUGAACACCAACUGGCCAAUGUCUGUGCAGGUCAGCGUCAAUGCCACACCCCUCACCAUUGAGAGAGGCGACAACAAGACCUCCCACAAGCCCCUGCACCUGAAGCAUGUGUGCCAGCCAGGGAGGAACACCAUCCAGAUUACUGUUACAGCCUGUUGCUGCUCCCACCUAUUCGUGCUGCAGCUGGUGCACCGGCCAUCAGUGCGCUCCGUUCUGCAGGGCUUGCUGAAGAAGAGGCUGCUUCCAGCAGAGCAUUGCAUCAACAAAAUCAAGCGGAACUUCAGCAGUGUGGCCGUGUCAUCGGGCAAAGCAACAUUAAACAGGGAGGACAGCGUGGAGCAGACGGCCAUCAAGGUGUCCCUCAAGUGCCCCAUCACCUUCCGCAGAAUACAGCUUCCGGCCAGGGGCCACGACUGUAAACAUGUCCAGUGUUUUGAUCUGGAAUCCUACCUGCAGCUGAACUGUGAGCGGGGGACGUGGAGGUGCCCAGUGUGCAAUAAAACGGCAUUGUUGGAGGGACUGGAGGUCGACCAGUACAUGUGGGGUAUUCUGAACGGCAUACAAAACUCAGAGUUUGAGGAGGUCACCAUUGACCCCACAUGCAGCUGGAGGCCAGUCACCAUGAAGUCAGAUGUCCACAUCAAGGAGGACCCGGAUGGCCCCCUGGCCAAGCACUUCAAGACCAUGAGCCCCAGCCAGAUGAUCCUUCCCAACGUGAUGAACACGAUCGCGCAGCUGGGGUCUGGCCCCAUCCCCUACCCGCCAGUCCCCCCUGCGCAUGGGGGCAGCAGCGGAGAGUACAGUGGCCAAGGCAACAGUUACCAGGGGCACGGAAACUUCGACUUUCCCCAUGGCAACGCAAGUGGCACACCCAUGAAUGACUUCACUCACGGAACUCAGCUAUCCCACCCGCCAGACGUGCCUUGUGGCCUAAUGACCACAGACAAAGCACUCAGUCACGGAAUGCCUGACACGAUGCCACACCCCGCCGGCUCCAACCAGCUCCACAGCUCCAUGCAUGUCCCUCCCACUCACCCUGGCAACCAAUCAGGGCAGCCGCUGCACCAUGGUGGCCCCCUGCAGCCCUCCUGCCAGUCGCCGCUCCCGCAGCCUGCCUCCAACAGUCACUCACAUGGUGAUCUGACCUUUAACCCCAGCUCCUCCAUGAAAGGUCAGGCCGGAGGACAGGGUGCCCCGGACAUGCCAGAACCUUCCUUGGAUCUCCUUCCAGAACUCACAAAUCCAGAUGACUUGCUGUCCUACCUGGAUCCUCCUGAUCUCCCUAGCAAUGGCAACGAUGACCUUCUCUCCCUCUUUGAAAACAACUGACCUCAACUGACAACCCCCCCCCC